This is a messenger RNA of Talaromyces stipitatus ATCC 10500, 5377 nucleotides long. RefSeq names its product ABC metal ion transporter, putative. The coding region runs from base 1 to 4626 and encodes 1541 amino acids. Gene Ontology annotation, biological process: transmembrane transport. Gene Ontology annotation, cellular component: membrane. The transcript is spliced from 7 exons. Gene Ontology annotation, molecular function: ATP hydrolysis activity; ABC-type transporter activity; ATP binding. The record is from RefSeq and is a predicted model, not a curated record. Lineage: Eukaryota; Fungi; Ascomycota; Eurotiomycetes; Eurotiales; Trichocomaceae.
AUGAUCGAUGGGACGCAGCUCGCCAUAGGCAGCGACGGCGGUUCUACAGUCCCCUUCUACACCGCUGCUAAUCCGCUACAUGCUUCAGCAACCUCACGUCCCCCAUUUUGUCGCGAUAGCGAAGGAUGGGGUCCUAUAAACUCGGACAUUACUGACCUGACGCCAUGCUUCGUUGACGUCCCGAUCUCCAUCACCGCCAUCUGGGGUGUGGUGAUGGGCGCGGGAGCUCUAUGGUUCUUGCUUAAAAGACGCGAGCCGCAGCACGUCCCAAAGAAUUGGCAUUUUUAUGCUAAGUUGGUUGUUCUGUCGCUUUUAAUGGCAUUGACGGCCGCUGAGGCAUCUCUCCAAUUGGACUCGAACCCACGACUUUACAUCGGCGACUUUCGAUUCUGGGCGAAUAUUUUGACUUUAGCUUCGCUCGCUGUGAUUUUCGCCGUUCAAUAUCAUGAGCACUGGCGUAGUAGGCAACCGAACGGCGUGGUUCUCUUCUAUUGGGUGUUCUUCAUCAUAGCCCGUGGUAUCAAGCUACGGUCUCUCGUUGCCCGUGCAGUAUUCAGCGAUAAUCCUCCAUACUUCAUCAUAUUUACUAUCGGCCUCGGUUUCGCCGUCGUCGAGUUUGUUCUGGAAUACCUCGUCCCGAAGAAGCAGAGUGCGUACGAUACUUUGGGCAAGGAAGACGAGUGCCCGUUCGAGUAUGCUGAUAUCUUCUCCGUUCUUACUUUCGGUUGGAUGACACCAAUGAUGAAGUACGGUUACAAGAAUUUCCUAACUCAGGACGAUAUGUGGAAUCUGCGAGACCGAGAUACCACCAAGACAACAGCUGCUCAUCUGGAAGAUUCAUGGGGCAUCGAGCUGGAGAAGAAAUCACCUUCUUUGUGGAUUGCACUUUUCCGGGCAUUCGGAGGUCCCUAUGUCCGAGGCGCCAUUAUCAAAUGUGGCAGUGACGUUCUUGCUUUCGUGCAACCGCAAUUGUUACGUUACUUGAUAAGCUUCAUAGACUCCUAUCGUACUCCUCAGCCGCAGCCUGUUGCUCGAGGUGUUGCUAUCGCAUUGUCCAUGUUCGCGGUUUCAGUCUGCCAAACAGCAUGUCUGCAUCAAUACUUCCAGCGAGCCUUCGAAACCGGUAUGCGAGUCAAAUCCGCUCUUACCGGUCUGAUUUACUCCAAAGCACUCAGAUUAUCGAAUGAAGGCCGUUCGUCCAAGACGACUGGAGAUAUCGUCAAUCAUAUGGCUAUUGAUCAGCAGCGAUUAGUGGACUUGACCCAGUUCGGUACGCAGCUCUGGUCUGCGCCUUUUCAGAUUACUCUUUGCAUGGUUUCUCUCUACCAACUAGUCGGUAAUAGCAUGUGGGCUGGUAUUGGAGUCAUGAUUCUCAUGAUCCCAAUCAAUGGCAUUAUUGCUCGAAUGAUGAAGACUCUUCAGAUCGUACAGAUGAAGAACAAAGACUCCAGAACACGCCUUAUGACUGAGAUCCUUAACAACAUGAAAAGCAUCAAGUUGUACGCUUGGAACAAGGCUUUUAUGGCUAAACUUAGCCACAUUCGUAAUGAUCUCGAGUUAAAUACUCUUCGGAAGAUUGGAGCAACCCAAGCCGUGGCAAACUUUACUUGGUCGUCAACCCCAUUUUUGGUAUCUUGCACAACUUUUGCAGUUUUUGUGCUCAUUGACGAGCGACCUUUGACUACCGAUAUUGUUUUCCCAGCAUUGACUCUAUUCAACUUAUUGACUUUCCCACUAUCAAUUUUGCCAAUGGUUAUUACCUCGAUCAUAGAAGCUUCGGUGGCUGUUAAACGUCUCACCGACUAUCUCACUUCAGACGAACUUCAGGAGGAUGCUGUGCUCUUCCAGGAACCAGUUACGCACAAUGGCGACGAAUCUGUUCGCAUCAGGGAUGCAUCAUUUAGUUGGAACAAGUACCAACCUAACAAUGUUUUGGAGAAUAUCAAUCUGAGUGCUCGAAAAGGCGAAUUGACCUGUGUCGUUGGCCGUGUAGGCGCGGGAAAGUCGUCGCUUCUCCAAGCUAUUCUCGGGGAUUUGUGGAAGAGCCAAGGUGAAGUCGUUGUUCGUGGCCGAAUCGCGUACGUAGCGCAGCAAGCUUGGGUCAUGAAUGCCAGUGUGAGAGAAAAUAUCGUUUUCGGUCAUCGCUGGGAUCCACAUUUCUACGAGCUGACAGUGGAAGCCUGUGCCCUGGUUGACGACUUCAAGACCCUUCCUGAUGGCGACCAGACCGAGGUUGGUGAGCGGGGUAUAUCGCUAUCGGGAGGACAAAAGGCUCGACUGACGCUUGCUCGAGCUGUCUACGCACGAGCUGACAUCUACCUCCUCGAUGAUGUCCUUUCUGCUGUAGACUCUCACGUUGGCAGACACAUUAUCAACAGGGUCCUAGGACCAACGGGUAUACUUAACGGCAAGACGCGUAUUCUCGCCACCAAUGCUAUUGCUGUGCUGAGAGAGGCAGACUUUAUCACUCUUUUGAGAGAUCGUACGUUCCUUGAGAAGGGUACAUACGAACAGCUUAUGGCAAUGAAAGGUGAAGUGGCCAAUUUGAUCCGCACUAUAUCUACCGAGGACGAUGAUGGAAAUGAUUCGGAAGCCAGCAAAAGCGAUACUAAAAGCCCUACCAGCUUUGAGUCAACUACCGCUGAUGAGUCCGACCUGUCUGAGAUCGAAGAAGCGGAUGAUGGUCUUGGUGCGCUUGCACCUAUCAAACCCGGAGGUGUCAGAAGAACCAGUAUGGCUACUUUACGACGUGCGAGUACUGCAAGUUGGCAUGGCCCACGUAGAGAAACUACAGACGAAGAGAAUGGUCUCAAAUCCAAACAGACCAAGGAAAAAGCCGAACAAGGCAAAGUCAAAUGGAGCGUUUAUGGUGAAUAUGCGAAAGAAAGCAAUCUUUAUGCAGUCGCUAUCUACUUAUUCUUCCUUCUUGCUUCGCAGACAGCACAAGUUGCGGGAGGUUUUUGGUUAAAACGAUGGUCUGAAGUCAAUGAGAUCUCUGGGCGAAACCCAGAUGUUGGCAAGUACAUUGGAGUUUACUUCGCUUUUGGAUUGGGUUCAUCUGCUCUUGUAGUUUUGCAGACGUUUAUCCUUUGGAUUUUUUGCUCCAUAGAGGCAUCUCGAAAGUUCCACGAACGCAUGGCAUACGCUAUUUUCCGGUCGCCGAUGAGUUUCUUUGAGACUACUCCUUCUGGUCGGAUUCUGAACCGAUUUUCAAGUGACAUAUAUCGGGUGGAUGAGGUACUUGCACGUACUUUCAACAUGUUAUUUGCCAAUGCUGCUCGCGCUAUGUUCACCAUGGGUGUUAUCACCUUCGCGUCACCGGCAUUCUUGAUCGUUAUUCUUCCUCUUGGAUUUCUUUACAUGUCUUAUCAACAGUACUACUUGAGAACUUCUCGAGAGCUCAAGAGGUUGGAUAGUGUUAGUCGAAGUCCGAUUUUUGCCCACUUCCAGGAAUCUCUAGGUGGUAUCUCCACGAUUCGUGCAUACAGACAGGCGAAGCGAUUUGCUUUGGAGAAUGAAUGGCGCAUGGACGCUAACAACAGAGCUUACUUCCCCUCUAUAAGUGCCAACAGAUGGCUUGCUGUGCGAUUAGAAUUCAUAGGGUCUAUCGUUAUCCUAGCUGCCGCCGUAUUUUUUAUCGUCUCUGUUGCUACAGGUACUGGCUUGACGGCUGGUAUGGUGGGUUUGGCCAUGUCAUAUGCUCUACAAAUUACGCAGUCCCUCAACUGGAUUGUGCGACAGACGGUCGAAGUUGAAACAAAUAUUGUGUCCGUCGAACGUGUGCUGGAGUACGCCAACCUGCCUAGCGAGGCUCCGGAUGUUAUAUUCAAGAACAGGCCUACCAUCGGUUGGCCAGCACAUGGUGGCGUGUCAUUUGAGGACUACAGCACUCGCUAUCGCCCUGGACUCGACCUUGUUCUCAAGAAUAUCAAUCUCGAUAUUAAGCCUCGGGAGAAGAUUGGCGUCGUUGGUCGGACAGGUGCUGGCAAGAGUUCUCUGACCUUGGCGUUGUUCCGUAUCAUCGAAGCCGCAGAAGGCAAAAUCUGUAUCGAUGACUUGGACAUCUCAACUAUCGGUCUUACUGACCUGCGUGGGCGGCUUGCAAUCAUCCCUCAAGAUCCAGCAAUGUUCGAAGGGACUGUUCGAGAUAAUCUAGACCCCCGCCAUGUUCAUGAUGACACUGAAUUAUGGAGUGUCCUUAGCCAUGCUCGACUGAAGGAGCAUGUUGCCAGCAUGGAGGGUCAACUGGAUGCUGUCAUUCAAGAAGGAGGAUCAAAUCUCAGUCAGGGACAGCGGCAACUCGUUUCGCUGGCUCGCGCAUUGCUGACGCCAAGUAACAUCCUAGUCCUAGAUGAAGCAACUGCCGCAGUAGAUGUUGAAACUGAUGCUCUGCUCCAACAGACGUUGCGUAGCAGCAUCUUCAAAGACCGCACCAUCAUUACAAUCGCCCAUCGAAUCAACACCAUUAUCGAUUCUGAUCGCAUUGUGGUUUUGGAUCGGGGUACCGUCGCAGAAUUCGAUACACCAACCGAGCUUCUCCGGCGGGGUGGCAAGUUCUAUGAUCUCGUCAAAGAGGCGAAUCUUCUAGAUAGUGAUGCUGUGGCAAGCAUGUUAGGGAAGAAAUAGGUAGGGCCAUAGCUAUGUUUCGGGGAACCGGGACGUAUCAAUGCUCCCGCCAGAGGGUUCCACGUUGAGUUAGGUUAGGAACCGAUCGACAAAUCUUCGUGUUCGUCCAACUUCUCUUUUCGAUCAGCGCACAAGUUAGGGAAGGCGAACCAAGAUCAUAGGAUAUAUUUCUUCUUGAUGGCCAGAAAAAUACUACAUUAUCACGAUACAGACCUCGACAUUAUUGCAUAAAGCCCUGUGCCCGGGGGUUACACAGUCCUUCUCAUGUGGCCCCUUGUUAUUUUAUCUCUUCUACUUUAUGCAAAAAAAAGAAAAGAAUAUUUGUGCUAUACUACACUGAGUUUGAUAUACGAAGCAAAAAGAAAAAGGGUCCCCGGAUGGAUUUUCCGCCUAUUUUGACCGGGGUAUAUCUGAGUCUGGGCCGCAUUACUGACUGUCUGUGCGCGCAAGGACUGUCGUGUUCCACGGCUGUGACACGUUCCUCUACACCAAUGGGACUUGGAUACUUGAAGAUAUCGACUUCUUGGCUCAUGUUGCCUGGAUCUUGAUUUAUAAUACAUGAAUUAUUGCUUCGGAGGGUGCUGAUCGAAUGCUGAUUUGGUAUAAUUAAGGGGUCUUUUUAUAACGAGUUUGGGGCGAGUAGCAGAUGGGAGAAAAGCAAGAGGGAGUGAAACUGAAAAAAGUAUUUGUAUAUUUCGAUGAUCUGUAAUUAGCAGCGAUACUGUAGUACAAUUAAUAAAUGGUUUGUACU